Enhydra lutris kenyoni (northern sea otter) is the source of this 1626-nucleotide messenger RNA. RefSeq names its product formimidoyltransferase cyclodeaminase. The coding region runs from base 1 to 1626 and encodes 541 amino acids. Gene Ontology annotation, molecular function: transferase activity; folic acid binding. The transcript has 14 exons. The record is from RefSeq and is a predicted model, not a curated record. Lineage: Eukaryota; Metazoa; Chordata; Mammalia; Carnivora; Mustelidae.
AUGUCCCAGCUGGUGGAAUGUGUCCCCAACUUCUCAGAAGGGAACAAUCAGGAGGUGAUUGACACCAUCUCCCGCGCCGUGGCGCAGACCCCGGGCUGCGUGCUACUAGACGUGGAUGCCGGCCCCUCCACCAACCGCACUGUCUACACGUUCGUGGGGGCGCCUGAGGACGUGGUGGAGGGGGCCCUCAAUGCCGCCCGGGCGGCCUUCCGGCUCAUUGAUAUGAGCCAGCACAAAGGGGAGCACCCUCGGAUGGGCGCCCUGGACGUGUGCCCCUUCGUCCCUGUGAGGGGCGUCAGCAUGGACGACUGUGUGCUCUGUGCCCAGGCCUUCGGCCAGCGGCUGGCGGAGGAGCUGGGUGUGCCAGUGUACCUGUACGGGGAGGCGGCGCGGACAGCCAGUCGCCGGACCCUGCCGGCCAUCCGGGCUGGGGAGUAUGAGGCCCUCCCUGAGAAGCUCAAGCAGGCGGAGUGGGCACCCGACUUCGGCCCCAGCUCUUUCGUCCCCAGCUGGGGGGCCACUGUCACGGGGGCACGGAAGUUCCUCAUUGCGUUCAACAUCAACCUGCUCAGCACCAAGGAGCAGGCCCACCGCAUCGCCCUCAACAUUCGGGAGCAGGGCCGUGGGAAGGACAAGCCAGGACGCCUGAAAAAGGUUCAGGGCAUUGGCUGGUACCUGGAUGAGAAGAACGUGGCCCAAGUGUCCACAAAUCUCUUGGACUUUGAGGUCACAGCACUGCAUACCGUCUACGAGGAGACCUGCAGAGAAGCCCAGGAGCUGAGCCUUCCGGUGGUGGGCUCCCAGCUGGUGGGCUUGGUGCCUUUGAAGGCCCUCCUGGAUGCUGCCGCCUUCUACUGCGAGAAGGAGAACCUCUUCCUUCUGGAGGAGGAGCACCGCGUCAGGCUGGUGGUGAGCCGGCUGGGCCUGGACUCUCUGUCCCCCUUCAACCCUAAGGAGCGGAUCAUCGAGUACCUGGUCCCCGAGGGUGGGCCUGGGCAGAGCCUGGCAGACAAGCCCCUGCGUGCCUUUGUGCGUGAGGUGGGCGCCCGCUCAGCGGCCCCGGGGGGCGGCUCCGUGGCGGCAGCCUGUGCAGCCAUGGGCGCCGCGCUGGCCUCCAUGGCCGGCCUUAUGACCUACGGGCGGCGCCAGUUCGAGCACCUGGACGCGACCGUGCGGCGUCUGAUCCCGCCCUUCCACGCGGCCGUGGCCGAGCUGACCGCACUGGUGGACGCCGAUGCCCGGGCCUUCCAGGCCUACCUGGAAGCAACAAAGCUGCCCAAGAGCACCCCUGAGGAAAGGGACAGGCGUGCGGCUGCCCUGCAGGAGGGGCUGAGGAAGGCAGUCGCCGUGCCCCUGGCGCUGGCAGAGACGGUGGCCUCGCUGUGGCCGGCGCUGCAGGAGCUGGCCCUGUGUGGGAACCUGGCCUGCCGGUCGGACCUGCAGGUGGCGGCCAAGGCCCUGGAGACCGGCAUGUUUGGGGCGUAUUUCAAUGUGCUCAUCAACCUGAAGGACGUCACCGACGACGCGUUCAAGGACCAGACCCGCCAGCGCAUCUCCAGCCUCCUGCAGGAAGCCAAGACCCAGGCAGCGCUGGUGCUGGAGGGCCUGGAGGCCCGGCAGGAGUGA